AUUAUCCCCAAUAUCAGAGGUUAGGGCAUUCUACGAUUUGCUCGUUUCUUUUCGGCACAGCAACAGAGGGCUUUCCGUUUCCUUUUCCGUUUCCGUUUCCGUUUCCGUUUCCAUUCCUGUCUGAUCCAUCCCCUCCAACUUGCCGGCGGUUCCCGACGUCGUUCAGGAAAGUUAUGGAUUCAAGAAGAAACAUACCAUCAGCAUAUAAUGAGCAUGAAAGGAUGAUGCGCCGUGAUCAAUUACCUCCCACACACUAUCUUUCAACAGAACCACUUGUUCCUGAACUACUAGAUCGCAAAUUGGCCACCCAGGCAGUGGAAAUAGAGCAACUUACUACAGACAAUCGUAAGCUGGCAGCUAGUUAUAUGGCCUUGAGGCAAGAACUUGCUGAUGCUAAAGUGGAAGCAGACAAAGUAAGAGAACAUAUGAGAAGCACACAGAAUGAAGGUGAUAUUCAAAUUCGCAUUUUGUUGGACAAGAUUGCAAAAACGGAUGCUGAUACCGGAGUUUGGGAUACUAUAAAGAAAGAACUUCAAGUAUAUAAUGCUGAAGCUCGGAGAUUGAUGUCAGCUAAGCUAGAGUUGUCUGUUAAACUUGAGCAGGCCACUAAGGAAUUGGAUCUCACAUAUGAAAAUAUUGAAAAAAAUCCGGCUAUGAGUUCGGAACUUGCUAGCCUGAGGCGAGAAUAUCAAAGAUUACGCAAGACUUUUGAGUAUGAAAAAUGCACAAAUGUGGAGAAAGUGGAACAAAUGAAGAUUUUGGAGAGAGACCUGAUUGGGAUAGCGGAAGAAGUGGAUAUUUUGCGUGCUGCGGUGUUGAAUGCUGAGACGAGGGCUAGCGGUGCGGUCUCAUAUAGCAGUUCGUAUAUGAACUUGGAUGGUAGAUAUCCACUUCCCUAUUAUGGUAAUGGUGGUUACUCAGACAGUUUCGGUAUAGCUCAUCCUUAUAUAGUUAAUGGAGCUCUACCAGAGGUGAUCAAUCCAUAUGACAGUGUCGCUAUAGCUCAUCCUCAUAUGGUUAAUAGAGGUCCAGCGGAGAUGAUGAAUCCAUAUCACAAUGUUGGAUUUCCAGUCGGCCCUGUUGGCGCUGCUUGGGGAGGGUUUUAUACUUUCUCACCAGCAGUUGGCGCUCCACCUUUCAGUUCUCCUCUCGUGAGUAAUAUUGUUUUUGAAGAGGUUAGUGAUCUGUCUAAUGCUUAGACGUGGAUAUCAUCAACUGCAAUAGGAUCUUGAACAAAUGUCAGUAACUUUAUGGCGUUUUUGAUCAAUGAAAUUGGAUCGAAUGUAUUUUCUGUCGUCGAAGGGCCUUCCGUAAAUGUUGUGCAACAUAAUUCUACUGAGGAAAGAAAUCCCACAAUAUAAAACCCAGUUAAAGGCUUCGGAUAUUUUGAAUGAACUCAAACCGCCAUAAUGAUCAGAAGGCUGGGGAGAUCGACAAGGACUCCCGUGAGUGCCACGAUUCACUCUUUGCCGGCAUAAUCAGAACUUAUGCUAAAGCUGGUUUGUUUGAUGAAACUUAUUCUCUGUUGGAGACAAUGGUAGAGGAAUAUGCAUUUAUCACUUUUUGUUUGUUGUGGAGAAUUGGGCAUGGUUGGGAAAUGUAGGCACAUGAAAUUGGUCGUGGAUGCCCUUUGUUCAGAGCUUGCACUACAUGUUUUCCCCAUGAAAUGGACCAUCAUUUGUGCUAUA
Messenger RNA from Salvia splendens (bonfire salvia), 1688 nucleotides. RefSeq names its product protein FLX-like 4. The transcript is spliced from 4 exons. The record is from RefSeq and is a predicted model, not a curated record. Lineage: Eukaryota; Viridiplantae; Streptophyta; Magnoliopsida; Lamiales; Lamiaceae. The coding region runs from base 174 to 1199 and encodes 341 amino acids.